AUUUAUUAAGACAAGAGAAUGCCAGACUUAUGGCUAGAAUUGUAGAAUUGGAGCAGACUGCAAAAGAAAAAGAUGAGCUUAAAGCUAGAAUUGCGGAAUUGGAACAUGCUAUGGGAGAGAGUACCAGAUGCGAAGCUGAGAAUGUUGAGCUUAAAGCUGAAGUAACGAAAUUAAGACAUGAUUUUGAGGAGCUCAAACAGCAAACUCAAGUCAUUACUAAUGUGCAAGACACGUCUUCUAUUGGCGGAGCCAGCACAACUGAAAAUAUCUCGCCUAAUUCAUCACCUAACGAAAACCUUUCUAAUGAGAGGAGUUUGCAUAACAAACAAUUUUCAACUGAUGAUAUUGAUUCCGAGUCUUUAGAGCAGACACAGAACACCGUUUCUUCUGAAAUAAAUUCUGACAAUACUCCCGAACAGAUGGAAGAUAACGCGUCUAAUUCUGAUUCUAAAUUGUUAGAAGUUAAGGAGAUCAAUAAUUUUCUGGAUCGAAAAGAAAAAGAAAAAGUUAGUAAUAUAAUGAGAGAUAUAAACAGGGAAAAGAAACUAUUACGAAGUAACAAAGAUUCCACUUCUCAAGAUCAAGAAUCAAUGCAAAAAGGACCCUUUUCUUCUGAUAAUCCUACAACUGAGGCACAAAGUACUGUUUCUUCCGAAAUAAAAAUUCCCUAUAAUCAAAAAGUAGAACAAGGUUUAAUGCGUGAAUUAUCUGCAUUUAUUAACGAGAAAAGCCCUAUAUCUGACAAACAAAUUACUGGCCAUGCCUGCUUCGCUGAAAAUAUGCUAGACGGGAAUGAUCUGACUCCAGGUUCUACAUCACAUUUAGCUCAUUUAUUUGAUAAGGCUAAAAAAACUGGCCAGAAAGAAAUUUUAUGUUGGUAUUGUUAUAGUGAGGAGUUUGAAAAAAAGGUCAGAGAUAUUAGCUUAAAGAACGAAAUUAAUGAUCAAAUGGCAAGGACACAGAUUUACAAUGAAAUGGAACCAUAUCUUCCUGAUAUCAAGAGAGAGUAUUUGCGUAAGAAGACUCAAAAGGCUAAAAAUAUUUAUACAUUGUUCAAAGAAAUAGGAAUAGAUAAAAUCCAGCAAGUUACAUAUAGUGCUGAUGCUAUUUCUAGUUUAACAGGUGUUCAAAUCCAAAAUAUUAUAAAUCGUUUCCCUAAAAAGAGCACACAUGUGAUUGAACGAUCUAUCUCAAAUAAUUCAGAAAAAUUACCAGAACUUCUCAUCAAAAACGAAUCAGAUAUAAAUACUCUUAUCGACAUUUUACAGAAAAAAUAUAAAAUCUCAGGAAACGUGUUAGAACGAUGGAGAGAUAAGAUUGCUUUUGAAUUGCGGGAUAAUCAAAAUUACUGGAAAAAAGAGCGCGAGAGCAUGAAUGAAAUCGACUUCUUAGAACAUAAGCAAAACUUCGAGGCUAAAAUGAAUGUCCCUACUACUCCAUACAAAAAAGAACUAAAAGAGCGUUCUUUAGCCCUUAUUGAAUAUGG
Entrophospora candida is the source of this 1486-nucleotide messenger RNA. The record is from the annotation of a GenBank genome assembly. Lineage: Eukaryota; Fungi; Glomeromycota; Glomeromycetes; Entrophosporales; Entrophosporaceae.